Strigops habroptila (Kakapo) is the source of this 1485-nucleotide messenger RNA. RefSeq names its product glucose-6-phosphate 1-dehydrogenase-like. Gene Ontology annotation, biological process: glucose metabolic process; pentose-phosphate shunt, oxidative branch. Gene Ontology annotation, molecular function: NADP binding; glucose-6-phosphate dehydrogenase activity. Gene Ontology annotation, cellular component: cytosol. NCBI's taxonomy places the organism in Eukaryota, Metazoa, Chordata, Aves, Psittaciformes, Psittacidae. The record is from RefSeq and is a predicted model, not a curated record.
AUGUCGGGGCCGGAGCUGGGUUGGGGCCGGUGGAGCCGCACCGAGGGCUGUGGGCUGCUGCGGGAGGAGCUGAGCCAGGGGGCCUUCCUAUGGGGCCAGCCCCACAUCUUCAUCAUCUUCGGGGCCUCUGGUGACCUGGCUCGGAAGAAGAUCUACCCCACGAUAUGGUGGCUGUUCCGGGACGGGCUCCUCCCCGAGGACAUUCACGUUGUCGGCUUCGCCCGAUCCCCGCUGACGGUGGAGCUGAUCCGGGAGCGGACGCUGCCGCACCUCAAGGCAUCCCCCGAGGACUCGCCGCUCCUGGAGCGCUUCUUCUCGCGGCAGCGCUUCGUGCAGGGGCACUACGGGGACGAGGCCCCGUUCCGGCGCCUGGAGGCGGCGCUGCGGGAGCUGCCGGGGGGCGCCGCCGCGCAUCGGCUCUUCUACCUGGCGCUGCGCGGGGCUCUACGCCACCGUCACCCGGCACAUCCGGAGCACUGCAUGGGGCAGGGCUGGAACCGCAUCAUUGUGGAGAAGCCCUUUGGCCGGGACCUGGCGAGCUCGGACGCGCUCUCAGCCCAUCUCAGUGGCCUCUUCCACGAGGAGCAGAUCUACCGCAUCGACCACUACCUGGGCAAGGAGAUGGUGCAGAACCUCAUGGUGCUCCGCUUCGGGAACCGGAUCUUCGGCCCCAUCUGGAACCGGGACAACGUGGCCUGUGUGGUUGUCACCUUCAAGGAGCCCUUUGGCACUGAGGGACGUGGUGGCUACUUCGAUGACUUCGGCAUCAUCCGGGACGUGAUGCAGAACCUCCUGCAGAUGCUCUGCUUGGUGGCCAUGGAGAAACCGGCCUCCCACCAACCCGAUGAUGUGCGGGAUGAGAAGGUGAAGGUGCUCAAGUGCAUCAGCCCGGUGGUGCCAGAGGACGUGGUCCUUGGCCAGUACGUGGGGAACCCCGAGGGCCCCCCCGAGGCCCACAAGGGCUACUUGGACGACCCCACGGUGCCCCCCGGCUCCACCACAGCCACGUUCGCAGCCGCCAUCCUGCAUGUGGCCAAUGAGCGCUGGGACGGGGUGCCCUUCGUGCUGCGCUGCGGGAAGGCGCUGAACGAGCGCAAGGCCGAGGUGCGGCUGCAGUUCCGCGACGUGCCCGGGGACAUCUUCGGCCACCAGUGCAAGCGCAACGAGCUGGUGGUGCGCGUCCAGCCCGACGAGGCCGUCUACAAGAUGAUGACCAAGAAACCCGGCCUCUUCCUCAGCCCCGAGGAGUCCGAGCUCGACCUCACCUAUGGCAACCGCUACAAGGACGUGAAGCUGCCGGACGCGUACGAGCGGCUCAUCCUGGAUGUGUUCUGCGGGAACCAGAUGCACUUUGUGCGCAGUGAUGAGCUGCGCGAGGCCUGGCGCAUCUUCACCCCACUGCUGCACAACAUCGAGGCGCGCGCGGAGAGACCCAUCCCCUAUGUGUUUGGCAGCCGGGGCCCCCUGAGGCCGAUGAGCUGCUGA